AUGCCGGCGUACCAUUCAAAAAUCGAACCGGAACUGUUGAUUGCGAAUAUGGCGCUACUGCCAUUACGGACGAAUUUCAAAGGACCGGCACCACGUACGCAUUUCUUUUUUGAUGCGCCCUUACUAGUU
This is a messenger RNA of Cooperia oncophora, 129 nucleotides long. Lineage: Eukaryota; Metazoa; Nematoda; Chromadorea; Rhabditida; Trichostrongylidae. The record is from the annotation of a GenBank genome assembly.